AUGAUUUCCCUUAAAAAAAGAUAUGUAUCAUCAUCUGAUCCUGAAAGUCCAGAUUUAUUAUCGGGAAUAGAUCCAAAUAGUUCAGUAAUAGAAGCUCAAAUUAUACAGCGUCGUUUAAAAGACGAUAAUAUUUCAAAUUUAGACGAACUGAAAUCGAAUACAGCUGAUAUUGCGUUUCUAAAAUUGAACCAUCCAGCACCACAUUUACAAUUCGAUUCUUUUUUUGAUCCCAAAUUCAGUUCCUUAUCAGAUGUUGCUCCAGUCAAGUGCAAAUUGUUUUUAGCUGGAUAUAAUGGACAAUUAUAUGAUUCGAAUGAUUUAAAUCCAUACAAAUAUACAAACGGUUUUGAACUUGUAACCAUUGAUAAAUUGAAUUACCUUUGUAACGUUAAUAAUAAGUCUAAUUCAAUCGGAUAUUUGAUUCAAGAAUCAUCUUCCAAUAGCUAUUAUGGAAUGCACAAUUGUUCAACGUUAGCUGGUUCGAGUGGCGCUGUUAUAGUGGAUUCAAUAGGACGAUUUAUAUGCAUUCAUAUAGGAAUUGCUAAUUCAAGAAUUUCAAGGAAAAAUGAAAUUGUUUAUACUCAAGACACGUUUAACAAGUUUAUUCACGUUGGCUCAACAGCAUUUAACACAUUUAUUGAUGAAGCUAUUAUCCCAAACAUUAGCAAUGAUCAAUUAAAACAAAAAUGGAAAUUUAUUUGA
Messenger RNA from Rotaria socialis, 702 nucleotides. The record is from the annotation of a GenBank genome assembly. Lineage: Eukaryota; Metazoa; Rotifera; Eurotatoria; Philodinida; Philodinidae.